Mytilus californianus (California mussel) is the source of this 1227-nucleotide messenger RNA. RefSeq lists its product as uncharacterized. NCBI's taxonomy places the organism in Eukaryota, Metazoa, Mollusca, Bivalvia, Mytilida, Mytilidae. Gene Ontology annotation, molecular function: oxidoreductase activity; copper ion binding. The record is from RefSeq and is a predicted model, not a curated record. Gene Ontology annotation, cellular component: plasma membrane. Gene Ontology annotation, biological process: iron ion transport. Bases 11 to 1204 code for a protein of 397 amino acids. The transcript has a single exon.
AACAUCAGAAAUGACAGACAAAGAUUUAUUCGAUCAACUUCAAAAAAAUGGAACUGCUUGUAAAGAAGGAACAUGUAGAGAGACCGACUUAAUUUGUGAAUGCUUUCUGACUGUAGACCAUAAACUUAGUAUGAUUUACAAAGGACCCAAUUCAACACAGGCAAUACUGUUAAAGCCAUUAAAUGGAAGGGCUGUUAACUAUCAUACUGGGCAGACAUACGAUCAACAAAAAGAAGACACAUUUGUUUUAGCUGAUGGAAAUCACUCGAAAAUCGUUAUAUUAUUAAAUGGACGAUUUCCUGGACCUGCAAUCACUGCGUAUGAAUAUCAAGAUAUAAUUGUACACGUUCGUAACUUGUUGCAUACGGAUGCUGUAACCAUUCACUGGCAUGGUAUGCAACAGAAAAAUACACCUUGGUCAGAUGGGGUAGCCUUCGUUUCGCAAUGUCCUAUACUCCCAGGACAAAAUUUCACAUACCAGUUUAAAGGAAAACCAUUUGGGACCAGUUUUUACCAUGCCCAUAUCGGGGAUCAAAGGACAAUGGGUCUGUAUGGACCGCUGAUUAUUCUUCCAAUGCGUGGUCAAAAUAUUUCUCAGCCCCAAGAAGGAAGCAAUGUAUUUGUUGUAGCUAUACAAGACUGGAAUCAUAACGACGAUGCUGAUGUUCUGUACCAGAAAAUGCUGGUAGGUGAUUACGACAUGAACACAGGACGUCUAUAUAACACAACGUCAGACUUAUCUGGUGCCAUGUACAGUAGAUUUCAAUUCCAUUCCGGUCUUAUCAAUGGUCGAGGGCGUUUUUAUCUUACAAACAACCAAACCAAUGGCUCUCCACUUACAAGAUUUGUAGUACAAAGUAAUCAGACUUAUAGAUUCCGAGUAAUUAGUGCAGCUACUCUAUAUCCAUUUCGGGUUUUUGUACAGCAACACCAAUCAAUAUAUAUAGUAGCAUCAGAUGGUUUUGAAAUAGAAAAGGAACCAGUUGAAUCCUUCAUAAUCCAUCCUGGUGAAAGGAUCGAUUUUUUAAUGGUUGCUAACCAAACUCCAGGAACGUACUUACUAGUUGCCGAAACAUUAGAAGUUGAAGCCAAACAAAGAAAUCAAUAUCAUGUUGCCGAAGCAAUUAUCUUUUAUAACAGUUCGCAAAACAAAAUAAAUCUAAAUCCAGCAAAGGCCAAAGAGGAAGUCUGUUUAACAACGUGAACAGUUUUUAAUUGUCCAUUUGC